Messenger RNA from Clonostachys rhizophaga, 2049 nucleotides. Lineage: Eukaryota; Fungi; Ascomycota; Sordariomycetes; Hypocreales; Bionectriaceae. The record is from the annotation of a GenBank genome assembly.
AUGGAUCGUCCACCAUCACCCACCCACCACGCAAUCCUGGUAGGGGUCAACUGGUAUGAAACUCAGCCAUUGAACGGGGCGGUCGAUGAUAUCUUGGAAAUCCAAGCUUUUUUUGCCGAGACAAUCCCAUCCGUCCAACUGCAUACAUUUACCGCAACGGCCAGCAAAGACCCCGAUUUCCCUGGCCCUAUCGAGGAGAAACAGCAAUGGCCGACCGCUUGGAAUGUUAUCGAGGCAUUGCGUGGAGUCACAGAAAAGUCCAAGCCCGGCGACUUCGUAUAUAUCCAUUUUUCCUGCCACGGCACGACGCUUGAAGACAAGGACGGUCCGAAUGGUCGUGUUCUGGGACUAGUUCUUCUCAACAGCCGCGGAGGGGAGACGUAUUUCCGGGGAAAGUUGCUGUCAACGUACAUAAAUGACAUGGUCGAACACGGCCUCAAAGUUACUCUCGUCCUUGAUUGUUGUUUCUCAGGAAAUGUUACCCGCGACGGGAUGAUUCGGUGCGUUGAAGCUGAUCCCGACAUCGCAAGAGCCAGCGGAUUUUAUGAUGAGCCCUCCCUGCCUGAACGGGCAUUUGCAGCGAGCAGCAUGCGCGAUGUGGACAUGAUGUAUGACUUCAAGAUCAGAAAUACAUCCCAUUAUGCUCUCCUGGUGGCCUCUGGUCCCGACCAAGAAGCCGCAGAGGUCAAACUGCCUGGGACUGAGAAAUACAACGGGCAGCUUUCACGCCUGCUUCUGGAUACACUAAAAACCCGUUCGGACCUGGAUCGCUAUAUCAACGAUAUUUAUUCACGGGUCUGCUUCGGAUUCGAACACAACCAAUUGAAACAGCAUCCUAUUCUCUACGGGAACGAGCUUCUGCCAUUUUUUGGAGGGUCUAUUACCCAUCGCCGCUCGAUGCCAUCACCAUAUCAUCCUGCUUACUUUGAGGUAAAGACAGAAGAAGGGGGAAAUAGACUACUCCUUCAGGCUGGAAAAGCCCAGGGUAUUAACGAUGGUGAUGAGUUUGAACUUUAUGCUUCCACUUCGACAACGGAAGAAGCUCGGCCAGAUUCCAUUAUAGCGCGUGUUGUAAAAGCGACAGCCUUCAAAUCGGUCUUGGGAACGGUCGACGCGACUUUGGAAAACUUACGGGGCUGGUCUUGGAAAGCAAUCAUCCGCUCCCAAGCUGCUCUUCGGAAGUUCCCUAUCAAACUCUCUUCCGGCGUCCCUGGCGGCGAUGCAUGGCUGCUCGAAUUGCGAAAGCGCUCUCUAGAUGCGUUUAUGAGUUCAGGGCAUACUGAAUCUCGUGCUUUCUUUGUGUCUGUGGACCUUGAAGAUGGCUUCUUUGUUUUUCGAGGCUCGGACGGGCAGAGAUUCCCAAAUAUUCCCAUUCUGGAUAGCUCGCAGCCCAACAUCCGCGAGAUGAGCGAUCUGCUAGAGCACCUUGUCCGAUUUAAUCAUGUCAAAGAGCUGAAAAAUACAGAAACACCCAAGACCUUUGAGAAUUUUUUUCAAGUUGAGGUGUUUGUCGACAUUGAAAGACCUGACAAUUCAACUGGCAUGGGAGGUGGUAAGAGGCAAGUUGACACGUCUCAAGUCAUCUCCAUCGGACACAAUAAGAAGGCAGAAAUCAUCAUUCGCAACGAGGCCCCGCACGACUUAUACGUCUCUGUCUACAACCUCUCACCACAGUGGGGAGUGAUAAAUGCGUUGAGCGAGACAUUCACCAAGAUUGCAACUAGGAAUGGUCCGGGAUACCCUAAAAUGAUACGAAAGAUGUUUAAAAUGAGGGUACCCGACGGUAUGCUGAAAAACGGAGACACUUCAUGUAAAGACAUUCUUAAAAUCUUUGUCACGUCUCAUCCCUCGUGGAUGUACAACCUUCAGCUCCCGAAGCUGGAUGCAUACCAUGGAUUCGGGGAGAGUCCUGGUCGGCCCUCGGAGCCAGUUAUAGUUGAAGAGAAUUGGACAGUCAUGAGCUUGGACUUUGAUACGGAGCUGCGAGGCGCUUCUAUUCUUGACGCUGACCCGGGUACCGUCAGUAUUGCCCGUGAUGUUGAAUCUUGA